GUGAGGGAGUGAGGGAGUGUUUUAAAGCCGGCAGGAGGCAUGAUGUCCUACAUUAAGCAACCCCAUUACGCCGUGAACGGGUUAACGCUGUCCGGCCCGGGCAUGGAUCUGCUCCACACCGCCGCCGUUGGAUAUCCCAGUGAGUACAAACCUUUGACAUCUGACUGCACCCCACGUAAACAGCGUCGGGAACGCACCACCUUUACGCGCGCGCAGCUGGACAUCCUGGAGGCUCUGUUUGCCAAAACUCGGUACCCAGACAUCUUCAUGAGGGAGGAGGUGGCCCUGAAGAUCAACCUGCCCGAGUCUAGAGUCCAGGUUUGGUUCAAGAACCGUCGUGCCAAGUGCCGCCAGCAGCAGCAGCAGAGCACAGGCCAGUCCAAACCCCGGCCCCCUAAGAAGAAGGCCUCCCCUGCUCGCGAGGCCAACACCGAGGCCAGUGCCAACCCCACCAAUGGACCCUACAGCCCUCCACCCCCUCCUCCAGGCACCGCCAUCACCCCCAGCUCCAGCUCUGCCAGUGCCACGGUGUCCAUCUGGAGCCCAGCCUCCAUCUCUCCGCUGCCAGACCCCCUGUCUGCCUCCACCACCCCCUGCAUGCAGCGCACCACCACCUACCCCAUGACCUACACCCAGGCCCCAGCCUACAGCCAGAGCUAUGCAGGCUCCUCCUCCUACUUCACUGGCCUGGACUGUAGCUCCUACCUGUCUCCAAUGCACCCGCAGCUGUCGGGCACCGGCGGAGCCCUGAGCCCCAUCACGGCCUCCUCUAUGGGUGGGCCCCUCAGCCAGUCCCCCGCCUCGCUCUCCUCCCAGGGCUACACAGCCGCCUCACUGGGCUUCGGGGCCGUCGACUGUCUAGACUACAAAGACCAAGCUGCCUGGAAGCUCAAUUUCAAUGCCGCUGACUGUCUGGACUACAAAGACCAGAACUCCUGGAAGUUCCAGGUCUUGUAA
Molecule: messenger RNA, 957 nt
Organism: Stegastes partitus (bicolor damselfish)
Lineage: Eukaryota; Metazoa; Chordata; Actinopteri; Pomacentridae
Product: homeobox protein otx5-like
Exons: 3
Coding region: 40-957 (305 amino acids)
Biological process (GO): regulation of transcription by RNA polymerase II; multicellular organism development
Cellular component (GO): nucleus
Molecular function (GO): DNA-binding transcription factor activity, RNA polymerase II-specific; RNA polymerase II cis-regulatory region sequence-specific DNA binding
Source: RefSeq, a predicted model, not a curated record